Pelmatolapia mariae (spotted tilapia) is the source of this 5527-nucleotide messenger RNA. It is a transcript of the gene ctcf, whose product is annotated as CCCTC-binding factor (zinc finger protein). Lineage: Eukaryota; Metazoa; Chordata; Actinopteri; Cichliformes; Cichlidae. The coding region runs from base 437 to 2965 and encodes 842 amino acids. The transcript is spliced from 16 exons. The record is from RefSeq and is a predicted model, not a curated record.
AAAAAUAUUUCAAUUAAAUAACUUUUUCUUUGGUUCUAAAUGAGCGUGAUUUCAUUUGUAUGUUUAAUUUUAUUGAAAAUUUUAACGCCUCGGGUUUAUUCUCUUGUGAAUGUCGCAUUUCCGAGGGUUGUGAAAGCGUCCGUUUUCCUAACGUUGUGAUAAAUAGGUUUCACUGUAUUCCAACGGGGCGCCCCUCCUGGCCAAUCAGUGUGUCUGCAGCAGCUUCGACACCACCCCCCAGCGGCCGCACAGGCGCACUGAGCUUCCAACUGCCAUUUUGUGGCAGAAGCUACUCUGCUAAAGCAGGAGAAGGAUUAAAACAAACUGCGAAGAAGCCCGCAUUUUUUCCUAGUCGGCUAAACUUUGUAGCACAGACUCUGUGCUUUCCGCCGAGUUAAGCAGAAGGAGAAACAGACUAAAAGAGUUCCUACCCAGCAUGGACGGGAGGCCAACAGAUGGUGUAGGGGUUGUGGAUGUCCCCACCAAAGAGUUUCCGUCCAUCCAAGCUGUUCACAGCCAGGAUGCCAUGGUGGCGGAUCUCCUUCAGCAAGCAGCCGAGGCUGGGGGUGUGGUGGAGGGACAAGCUGGAGUUGUCGUAGAACAAGGUCACGGGGAAGGAAUGGCAGCAGCCACUCAAUCCCAGCAACAGCUAAUGGAAGGAGUUGGUGUGGAAGGUGGCACAGGUGUUGAAAUGAUGGUUAUGGACUCAUUGGAUCCCACCCUGUUGCAGAUGAAGACUGAGGUAAUAGAUGCUGCAGUGGGAGGAUCAUCAGCUGCGGUGGGUGUGGUCGGAGGGGUACCAGGUGGUGCUCACCAAGCUACUGUGACAACUGUGGAUCAAACGCAGAUAAUCACCCUACAGGUGGUGAACAUGGAGGAGCAAGCCGCGUUGGGCUUGGGGGAGCUACAGCUGGUUCAGGUGCCUGUUUCAGCCACUACUGUAGAGGCGCUUCAACAGGGCAAUUUUGUAGACACUACUGCAAUGCCUAAAGAUGGAGACCCAGUUAUCUGUCACACCCUUCCACUGCCUGAAGGCUUUCAGGUAGUUAAGGUUGGUGCUAAUGGUGAGGUGGAGACUGUGGAACAGGAGGAGGAAGGAGCAGAAACGCAACCUGAUGAGGAGGAAGAUGAAGAGGUGGGUAACCAGCUUCUGGAAGAGGGGGAAGAGGAGCCUGUUCAGCCUCCAAAUGACGACCCAAACUGGGCUAAGGACCCAGACUAUCAGCCACCAUCUGGAGUUGUUAAGAAGAUCAAAAAGGGUAAAAAGAGUCGUCUGCGUUAUGCUGAGGGAGACAAGGAUAUGGAUGUCAGUGUCUAUGACUUUGAGGAAGAACAGCAGGAGGGCCUUCUGUCUGAGGUCAAUGCUGAGAAAGUGGUCGGCAACAUGAAACCACCUAAACCUACCAAGAUAAAGAAGAAGGGAGUGAAGAAGACAUUUCAGUGUGAGCUGUGUAGCUACACAUGCCCUCGACGCUCCAACUUGGACAGGCACAUGAAGAGCCACACAGAUGAGAGACCUCACAAAUGUCAUUUGUGUGGAAGAGCUUUUAGGACAGUCACUUUGCUAAGAAACCAUCUCAACACUCACACCGGAACUCGUCCACACAAGUGCACAGACUGUGAUAUGGCUUUCGUGACCAGUGGAGAGCUGGUUCGCCAUCGUCGCUACAAGCACACACACGAGAAACCCUUCAAAUGCUCCAUGUGUGACUAUGCCAGUGUGGAGGUGAGCAAAUUAAAGCGUCACAUUCGUUCCCACACCGGUGAGCGUCCAUUCCAGUGCAGUCUUUGCAGUUACGCUAGCAGAGACACUUACAAGCUGAAGAGACACAUGAGGACACACUCAGGAGAGAAACCCUAUGAGUGCUACAUCUGCCAUGCCCGAUUCACCCAGAGUGGAACCAUGAAGAUGCACAUUCUGCAGAAGCACACUGAAAAUGUGGCCAAAUUCCACUGUCCACACUGUGACACUGUCAUUGCACGCAAGAGUGACUUGGGUGUCCAUCUUCGUAAGCAACACUCAUUCAUUGAGACCGGAAAGAAAUGUCGUUACUGUGACGCAGUUUUUCAUGAGCGCUACGCUCUGAUCCAGCACCAGAAGUCACAUAAGAAUGAGAAGAGGUUCAAAUGUGACAUGUGUGACUACUGCUGUCGCCAGGAGCGCCACAUGGUCAUGCAUCGCCGAACCCACACCGGAGAGAAACCAUAUGCCUGCAGCCAGUGUGAAAAGACCUUCAGACAGAAGCAGCUCCUGGACAUGCACUUCAAACGCUACCAUGACCCCAACUUUAUCCCUGCCACCUUUGUUUGUCCCAAGUGUAACAAGACCUUCACCCGAAGGAACACCAUGGCUCGCCAUGCUGAGAACUGCAGUGGUGAGGUGGAGGAUGCUGAGAAUGGAGCUACAAUCCCAAAGAAAGGAAGAAGAGGAAGAAAGAGGAAGAUGAGGAGCAGGAGGGAUGAUGAUGAUGACAGUGAUGAGGAUCAUGCUGAGCAGGAUGAUGAUGAGGAAGAGGGUGAGGGUGAGGAAGAGUCAUCACUUCUACAGGAAGAGGAGGACCCAGAAAGCAUGGAACUGGACCAGGCUCCAGCCGCCAUUCCUGUACCAGCCCCCGAUGAGCCACCAGUCAAGAGGAAACGAGGCCGUCCCCCCAAAAAUGCCCCCAAGCCUCCAACACCCAGCAAGUCCGUUAGAGUUGCUACCAAAACAACUGCUUCUGCUGCUGCCAUCAUUCAGGUGGAGGAUGAGAGCACUGGGGCAGUGGAGAACAUCAUAGUGAAGAAGGAGGAAGGUGAUGCUUCUGCAGCGACUCCUCUGGAGCAGGGAGUGGCCCUCACUGUGGAGGGGGUGGGGCUUGAUGAAGGGGUAGAGACUGUUGAGCUUCCUGUGAACGAAGAAACAGCGGCAGCUUCAGCAAACGGAGAUUUGACACCAGAGAUGAUCCUUAGCAUGAUGGACCGGUGAACGUAACACAGCAACGCACAUGUAGCCGGACUAUGACUAAAAUUACUGCAUACUUCCCCAUUGCCUUCAUUUCGUGCUUCAUCCAAUGGCAGCCGUUCUGCUUAAAUGGCUUCCGAAUGCGACAGCAGGAGCAGUCGUGCACUAAGAGUAGAAGCUGCAUGUAUGUGUUUAAACACAAUGUCUUCACAUCCCUGUGUGUCAGCCUGUAUGCUCAUGUUUCAGGUCUCUGUCACACAUCCUUCCAUGACCCUUGCUGUACACAGAUAAUGUCAAAGCUAAAACUGCUCUCUGCUGUUAAAUGCUUUUCUUCCAGUUUGAAUGUCUUUUCAAUGGCUCUAAGUGGAUUUUGCUAAUUAUUCCUACCCAAAGCCACAUCCUGUGCCAGUCUCUACCCACACACCCUACCCUCUCCAUGUCUUUAAUAUGAGAACAUUAUUUGAUGGAACUUUACAUUCAAGUAUUUUUUUGUUUUUUAGAAGAAGAACUGUGAGAUGUCCUGCUUGCAGUUCUUUACAACUAUGCUGAUUUUGCAAAUUCCAAGCCUUUGUGUGUGUGUGUGUGUGCGUGUGCGUAUGUGUGUGUGUGUGUGUGUGUGUGUGUGAGUCUGGGUAUAAAUGUAGCUUUUCCUAACAAUGACAUUAUAUGGUACUUUCAGAUGCCAUUUUUGCUUAGUUUUGUGAUUUUUAAUUUUCUUUCCUAAAGUCUAAUUCCCCUCUUUUUCCUGUGGAAACACAUGGUCACCAUAGUGGUGUUAUUAGUCAGCUGUUUGUACACUGAGUCAGCAGAAUGAGUCUUCCUGUGAGUAGGCAUGGGGUAAGUGUUGACAUCAAUAGAAGUGAGUGGUGAUAGUUUUUCAGCCUUCUUGUUAAACCUUGUGAACUGAAACUAGCCCCCAGUCAACUUAUGUAAACUAAAACGGAAGAGACGGCUCAUAAAUGAGUUCGGCCAUAUCACACACGCAGCCGAAACUUCAACUGUUUCACACAUGGGAGAUAUUUGUCAUUCAUAUGUCACUGAAUGUUUCUCCUCCUGUCCACAUUUUUGAAGGAAAGGGUAGUACACGUCUCAUGAAACCCUGCUGGUUGGAGAAAAUGUGGAUAAUCCUACUUAUACAAUAUCGUAUUAUAGCAGUGGUUUUUGAACACCCCAAGCACUUCAGCUAAUCCCAGUUCUUACUGUAACAGUCAUUAUGCAUUUUGUAAAUCAGUCGCUCAAACACGUUCUUCACCUACAAUAAUCAGUGAAAACUAGCUGUGGCGGAUGGAGUGCAUGUACAUACACAUUUUAACACCUUUGAAUGUUUUUAUUAUCUGAACAUGUGUUGGGAAAGAGACAGCAAGGCUUGCAUGUAUUUUUCUAAACCUGAGUGUCCUGAGCGAAGGGCCUUCACCAUCAUGCUUUCAUUCUACAGAUUAGCAUAUAUACCCAAACCAACUGAAUUGAUUUCUGCCACCCCCAACUGUCUCUCUGUUAGCUUGUGUCUGCUGUGAUGCAUUACAGUUAAAUUUUUGAUCUUUUUGUAGUUGUCACUGUUUCUCUUCAGUUGGUUGAGUUCAAUGCGUAGUGGGGCCAGUUUGACUUCUAGUGGACUGUAAGUUGUUGCUUGAAGAUGGGUUUGUAUCUAAAAACAGAAGUGACUUGGAACUCGUUUGUAGGGACAGAAUGACCCUUGUGCAAAUGCACUGUUCAACAUACUGGAUCUUAUCUGGCCAAGUUGGUCCCCUGCCGUCGUCAUCUCUGAGGGAAAGCUGCAUUUAAGCCUCUGUGUUCAGUUCUUCAUACAUUUCAGUUUCUUCGUGUCUGCACACUCACACAUUAGCCUUAUUUUUGCAGUACAUCAGUGGCUUUCAGCUAUAUGAACACUGUGAAAAGUAACUGCUAAUGUAAACUGAAUGUUUUCUGCCACUGCUGCACCAUCCUAAAAGUUUUCUAGCUGGUAGUGCAGUGUGCAUAUCAUAUUUUAGGUUUUAGCUAAACUGCUUUACACUAAGACUGAACCAACCGAGGUAUUGGAAAAGCCCCAUUGAUAGAGCUGUUUGGCAAAUUGCUACUUCUUGUAUUUCCAUGUUGUCGUUCUCACUUCCACUCAGUUUCCAGGAUUCCUCAAGAUCCAAGUGUCAACAGAUAAUAUGAUUUGAUUUUUAUGAAGACAGUUGAAUUAUGGAUUAUUACAGCCAUAAGGUGACUUUAGCUCUUCUGUAAUGUAAAUGCCCAGUUGUGUAAAAAAUGAAUCAGAUUUGCACUGUACAGUUGUGGUCAGGCAUCUUCCUGUGUAACAAGACAAAUGUUCAGUUACCUGAUCUGUCAUAUUCAUGUCCUGAUGGAAUGAUUUGAGGUUAUAUGACUGUUCUGAAAUCAGUGCGGGGGUUUUUUUGUUGUUGUUAUUUGUUUGUUUUGGGGUUGUUUUGUUUUUUAAAUUCCAUAUUGUUUGUUUUUGCAGAAAAAUUGAGAAAAUUGUUUUAAGAUUAAGUGUCCCCAUUUUAAGACCAAGAAAACAAAUGUUUGUGAUGUCAUUUUUGAAAAUGAGAAAUUGUACAGCUGAUGAAAAUUAAAAUCAUCUUA